Molecule: messenger RNA, 1429 nt
Organism: Setaria italica (foxtail millet)
Lineage: Eukaryota; Viridiplantae; Streptophyta; Magnoliopsida; Poales; Poaceae
Product: peroxidase 2-like
Exons: 3
Coding region: 299-1255 (318 amino acids)
Biological process (GO): response to oxidative stress; hydrogen peroxide catabolic process
Molecular function (GO): peroxidase activity; heme binding
Source: RefSeq, a predicted model, not a curated record
CAAUGUACACCAAUAUGUCGCAGAUGCCAGAUAGAGUGCGUGCCUGCCUGCCUUUACAAUGAUAAUGGUGUGCAUGCUGCAGUUCUCAAUAAUAGUUAGGCACCAAUUUUGGAUGCUCUAGCCUUAGUAGUGCGGUGUGAUUACUGGUGAUAUACUAGCCAGCCUUUGUAUAUCUGCGCUCAAAUCUCUAGCUAUAAAUAUGCAUGGGACGCAAUCUCUUGCAGGCCACGGCGAAACAGAUAUUAGCUGCAAUUAGUUAGGCACACUAGUACCUCUGAUCUCUGUAGAUACAAUAGUCAUGGCCUCUGCCUCUUGCCUUAGCCUGUUGGUGCUGCUGGCGCUGGCCUCGUCGGCGGCGGCGCAGCUGUCGUCGACGUUCUACGACACGUCGUGCCCCAACGCGCUGUCCACCAUCAAGAGCGCCGUCACGUCGGCCGUGAACAACGAGCCGCGCAUGGGGGCGUCGCUGCUCAGGAUGCACUUCCACGACUGCUUCGUCGAUGGCUGCGACGCGUCGGUUCUGUUGAAUGACACGUCGACCUUCACCGGCGAGCAGGGGGCGAUCCCAAACAGGAAUUCUCUGAGAGGCUUCACCGUCAUCGACAACAUCAAGGCGCAGGUGGAGGCCGUGUGCAAUCGGACCGUCUCCUGCGCCGACAUCCUCGCCGUCGCCGCCCGUGACUCCGUCGUAGCGCUUGGAGGGCCGUCGUGGACUGUCCUUCUAGGGAGGAGGGACUCCACCACUGCAAGCAAGGCCAAUGCAGAGAGCGACCUGCCAGGCCCUUCCUUCGACCUCGCGAAUCUCACCCAGGCGUUCGCAAACAAGGGCCUCAACCUCACCGACAUGGUUGCUCUGUCAGGCGGGCACACGAUCGGGCAGGCGCAGUGCCGCUUCUUCCGCGACCACAUCUACAACGACACCAACAUCAACUCCACCUUCGCGUCGUCGCUGCAGGCCAACUGCCCCCGGGCGAGCGGCAGCGGCGACAGCUCCCUGGCGCCGCUGGACACGGCGUCGCCCACCAGCUUCAACAACGACUACUUCAGCAACCUGCUGUCGCGGAAGGGGCUCCUGCACUCCGACCAGGAGCUCUUCAACGGCGGCAGCGCCGACGGCACGGUCCGGAGCUUCGCGUCCAGCGCGUCGGCGUUCAGCAGCGCCUUCGCGGCGGCGAUGGUGAAGAUGGGGAACAUCAGCCCCAAGACGGGGAGUCAGGGCCAGAUCAGGCUCACCUGCUCCAAGGUGAACUCCUGAUCCAUCAAGAUGUGUACGUGUCGAAUAAGCUAAUUAAGCUCGAGUACCAACCAUGCAAGUAGGAUGCAUGCAUACCUGCAUCUAAGUAUAUGUAACGAAUCCUCCUCGUGCAAAGGCAUGGUGAAGUUCAGGUGUCAGAAUGCGUUGGCAUGAACACGGCAGCGAUUUCCAUUA